CGUGGGACCUAUGGACCGAGAGGCCACCGAGGCCCUCCUGAGGCCAGCAGAAGUGCCUCCCAUGACUCACCUCGUUCGCAAGUCUGUUAAGGAGACUGAUUUUGUCAUCUCGUACAAAAAACUGGAAGGUAAUAGCUUCGGUCAUCGCAAAAUAUUCAAACAUGGCGACAGCUACUGGACCAAACCCGACAUGAGAUUCAGCAGCAUGGCUGAACUGGUGCAGCACAGUUCCAGUGCUAACAAAUGGAUUCUUUUCGACAAAUUCUACGAAACUCACACACAGCAAGUCUCACCCAACUCCAGCGUGGGUUCCAACACAGCGGACACCGAAGCCGACUAUGAAGCUUCCGCCUACUCGGAUUACGGCCAGACGAUGUCAAAUUCCAGUGAAACGGCGUCAUCUGUUGAAGUUGCAAGCAGUGAAGAAGCACCUGUCGUAUCAAGUCUUAUUGUCGAACUUAAUAGAAAAAGACAGAUAACAUCACAGGAUCCAAAAACCACAGACGUAAGAAAAAAUUCUUCGGGAGCUUUAGGCAGGAGUUCUAGCAUUGUUUCGACUAGAAUCGUUCAAUUCAACGAAUUGCAGAACUCUGGUGAAAUUAUCACAGAUACUAGAUCAAUAAAUGCACCAAAACAGGAAGAAACCAUCGGAGUUACCCUGCCUGAGAGCAAUGACAACAUUGCUGCUACGAGUGGAAAUACGGCAACCACGGGACAGAGUACCCCCUCGGACCCGAAGCAGCAGGAGGAGGAAGAGCAGGUUGACAAGAGCGACUGGUACCUGAACCCAGGCGAUGUGACCAAGGAGCAAAGGCUAGGUGCAGGCAACUAUGGCGAGGUCUGGAAAGUUGUCUUGCGGAGAUCAGGGAAAGUGUUUGCCAUGAAGACCAUGAAGCCAGCUAAAAUGGCGCUUGAGGAGUUCGAGAAGGAAGUGACGACGAUGAUGUCGUUCAGACACCCGAAUUUAGUGAAGACGUACGGUGUUUGCAGCGAUCCUUACGAAAGCUUCAUCCUCAUUGACUACCUCGUCAACGGCAGCCUCAUGGAUUACAUGAAGGACGCGAGAGAGGGAAAAAAAAAUCCUUUGUCCGAGGGACAAAAGUACCAAAUUGCGUGCGGCGUGUUGAAGGGCAUGAAAUAUUUGUCCGAGGAAAACUGCAUUCACCGAGACCUGGCCGCGCGUAAUGUGUUGCUCACCGACGACCUCACGCCCCGAGUGGCAGACUUCGGUCUGGCGCUGCUGGUAGACCCGAAACAACCGGAUAAGAAGAAGAAAGACACGAUGGGCACUCCGUGGAUGUGGACAGCGCCUGAAGCUCUGCGUGGCAAAGACAAGUGGAGCUCGAAGAGCGACGUGUGGUCGUACGGAGUCUUUUGCUGGGAACUGUACACCGACUGUACGAGUAACCCCUACGCGCCUGAGAUAGUGAGCUCGCUCCACCUGAGCCGGUAUCUCCUGAAGGGCGGCAGACUUACCUUGCCCUCGUCCUGCCACCUCACCGCCCUCAUCCUCAGCUGCUGGACGUACGAUCCCAGCGAACGACCUUCCUUCAAAGACCUACAUGAGCAAAUGCAGCAGCAGGGAGCGCCAAAAGCAACAAUACAGAAUAAUAUUACAGACGUCCAAAUCUAAGAAAUCUAAAGCCUAUAAUUUGCGUUUCUAUCUAAGGCAUAGUAGUAAGUUAUAGAUUUUCCGUUUAGGGAAUCAAUUUAGAAAAUUGUUAAAGUGAUUCCAAUUUGACAACUGAAGCCUUUUGGGGAACGAAGGUCCGCUUAGAAAAUGCGAUACCUGAGAUCAUUAAACAAUAAGUCAAAAUGGUUUGAUAAUGUAAAUUUUUCCCACGUAAUGCCGUCUUUCACAUUAUAUUGGUUGCGUUGCAUUUAAGGAAAGACGUCAUUAGUUAAUUAUUCUAUCGUCAGGUUAAUUGAAUUCAGAUUUCAGGGUAUACUAGUUUACCAAUGUUCAUCGUCAUUAUUUCUCGCACCUCAGAUGUGAUUACCUUUCAGCCCAAGGAAAAUAACAACAUGACCCAGAAAAUUACUAUGAACAUCUGAAACCAAGUAAACACUGAAACUCAAAUUCAAUCACAAAUUACCUGAUGCAUUCUUACGUAAAAUUAACCCGAAAUAUUACGACAGCUUAGAACAAGCGGGUUGCAGCUUGAGACCUGAAAGGGUAAGAACGUAAAGGAAAGGGCUGAAUGCUGAAUGCCUACGUGUAGUAGGUGGAUUGAAGCGUGAAGGCAAGAUCAAAAAUAUUGUGGCAAAAGGAAUAGAAUGUUUAAGGGCUGUAGAACGAUGGUUGGGAAGCAAGGGUCGAAGCAUCAGUGUCGGAGAAUGAUGAGUGGCCCACAAGGGUUGGAGCACAAGUGUAGGAGUAUGAUGGUCUUCUUCGUCCGCAUUUCGACCUUUGUGAUUUCCAUCAGAUUUCCGGUGGCUGGCAAACGUCCAGAGCUCAUGGCUGAACUGACUGCCUCGUCUGCCAUGAGGGCUGAACUGGCUUUCGCUUCAGCCAUGAGUGGAUGAACUGGCUUUCUCUUUAGCCAUGAGUGGUGGAACUGGCUUUCUCUUUAGCCAUGAGUGGAUGAACUGGCUUUCUCUUUAGCCAUGAGUGGUGGAACUGGCUUUCUUUUUAGCAAUGAGUGGUGGAACUGGCUUUCUCUUCAGCCAUGAGUGGAUGAACUGGCUUUCUCUUUAGCCAUGAGUGUUGGAACUGGCUUUCACCGUGAGUUAUGACUGAAUGUUGGUUAGGUAUUUCAUCUCAGAUUAGUCUUACACUCAGAGAAAUGAAUGGGUUAUAUCGUCCAAGUAGUGACCUACUUUCUGCAGGUAGCAACGAUACGACCCUUUGCCAGGCAAACUCGGACGGGAUAACCAACAUUAGGGCGAAAAGUGCAUCUCUAUUUGGACAAAGUCUAACUUAUUUCUUUGAGUGUAUCAGCCUGAUUCAUUUAAUGUCAACGAAAGUAAUUGUUACGAAUCUUCCCAUAAUGAUGUUUGUUUAUUCACAGCAUUCUUAUGUUAUGUAUGAUUACACAAUUCAUUCGUAAAUGUCAUAAUGAAAAUUUUACAGUUAUUACUGAAUAUAUGUAAGGUAUAUAAUAUGUAACAUGAAUCAAUUAGGAGAGCUUAAUUUUAAAAUUAAAUAAAAAGCAUGAAUGAAAUUAUCUUGGUCCAAAAACAUCGUUUAUUUACUCGCAAAUACACUUUAUUUCUGAUUAUCAAAGCUAAGUUUUGGAUAAAACAAAUAUUUAUGAUAAAAAAGUUCUCUACAUUUAUUUUAAAGGGAUAUUCUUUCAGAAAACAUUAAUUAAAGUACUUGGUAAGAGACUGCAGGAAUCCGCCUUGUUCGAAAGCGAAAUCUAAUAAAAAUGCAAAUAGUGUUGAAAUAAUAGAUAUUUUGUAGCACAUUUUCAGCAUUGGUCAUCAGAGAUGAAAGUGGGAAUUACAAUAUUUGUCGAUUAAUUCUUUUUCAAUAUUAUAUUGAUGUCUGAUCUUGCAUAAAUGGUCAUCAGAAGAUCAAACCUUUUAAAAUUUAAUGCUAUUUCUAGUACAUUUUUAAACGAGGGUUACAUGAAUAAACGACGAUCGUCCUGCGUUGACGCGAUGCUUUAUUUUCAUCGUGCAGAAACAGACAUAAAAAAUAUUACAAAAAUACAAGUAAAUGUUUGUAAAAAUUGAGUUAAUUUGUAAGUAAACAUGCUAAGAAAAUGAUAUUCGGUUGAAAUAAUUGCCUUCAAAAACUUACAAUUUUAGCUUCAACUGAUCAGCAAAACAUUUACUGUUCCCGCUACCCAUGACAAACCGUGGCAGUCGAUGCUUAUCUAUUAACUUUUUUUCUAUUUGCAUAUUUCACGACUACGAUAACUGCGCAUUGUCUAGCGAUUGUCCUCACAAUAAACCAAAUGAUGCGAUUACACAAAUAUAACAAAAUGAUAUUUUAAGGGUGACUUCGAGCUUCUUUCAUAUGAAUAUGCGAAAGAAUCAUCAAUAAUAAUCGAUAAUACCCUUUUAAACUUGACUGGACAUGUAGAAGUAUAUUUCUGUAUAUGAUUAUAAUCUUUAAUUGUUAGCUAAUACAAAAUUAUAAAUAGUGAAUCAACAUAGGAUUUUAUAACAGCGCAUUGCGGUGCAAAUCCUUUAUUAUAGCAAUGCCUUUAUUUGCAGGCGUAACUCAACUGUUAUCACAGUGUAUUGCAGGUGCAAAUCAAGUGUCAUUGCAGUUGUUUGCAAUCACAGAUGAUGUUAUCGCAUAAUUCUUAGUUUCAAUUCUGGAAAAACUUCCAGAGACCAGCAAAGGAAACUCGUCGAUUAUGAUCGAACUGCCAACAUUCCUGCAUGACUCUGUAUGUUGCCUCGCUGCACUCGAGCGGCCGACUCAGUCUGAACCCUGCCUCCAGGUGAUUCAGCAAGCUCGAGCUCGUACGGAUUUCUGGGAAAAAAUCAAAAUGAGGGAAAGUUCAAAUGGCAUGAAUAAGGGUGCAAUCUAAAUGAGAAUUGAAUAUGAAUGACAGCCAAUUGACCUAUCAAGUCCAACUAUUCAACUAACUUUGGUUCCAUUCUCGUGCAAUGGAUUAUAAUCCGUGUAAAAAUCGGAUUCGAUGCCUUCUUGAAAUGAAAUCUUGCCAUUUUUGUGCGUAAUGCCGUGUCCAGGAACCUAAACUUAAAAUUGAAAAUUUGUAUUUGACUACUUUGGUCUUGCUAAACAAUGCAAGAUUGGCUUUGAAAAUUAGUUUAACCAAUUAAUAAUCAAUUAUUCUUCGUAUGCACAGGCGAUUAGUUCUGUAUAUUUUUGUUGAUUCUAACCUGGAUAAGGCUGAGUCUGGCAGUUGCUGUAGAGUUCCCAGCAAAAGACGCCGAAGCUCCAGACGUCGCACUUGUCAGUCCAGAGAUUGCGUCCACAGAUGGCCUCCGGCGCGGUCCAUUUCCAGGGGGUUUUUUGGUUGUCGUUUUGAGCUUUGCCAUCUGCCUGUGUUUUCGUUA
Hyalella azteca is the source of this 4983-nucleotide messenger RNA. Its product is annotated as tyrosine-protein kinase Btk29A. Gene Ontology annotation, molecular function: signaling receptor binding; ATP binding; non-membrane spanning protein tyrosine kinase activity. The transcript is spliced from 9 exons. Gene Ontology annotation, cellular component: extrinsic component of cytoplasmic side of plasma membrane. The coding region runs from base 11 to 1633 and encodes 540 amino acids. The record is from RefSeq and is a predicted model, not a curated record. Gene Ontology annotation, biological process: cell surface receptor protein tyrosine kinase signaling pathway; cell differentiation; protein phosphorylation. Lineage: Eukaryota; Metazoa; Arthropoda; Malacostraca; Amphipoda; Hyalellidae.